CGUCAUUCUGUCUGCUCACAUUAAGCGUAGCUCCACCUCAACACCUGCAGAGCUUAAGAGAACGCAUUUACUGAAACACCUGUUUGUCAACACCUCGGUGUUUUGUGUGACUUUGAAGCUUUUUGUGUGGUGGGUGUCUUAAGGUAAUUAAGGAUUCAUUUAACUUAAUGUAUUUGAUAAGUUUCCUCUUGUUUGUGUGGUCAUUUCAUGCAGUUUGUGGAGAUUUUAGUCGGUUUUUAGCAAAAAGAAGCUGGCAGAAUUUGUCUGUUAUAAUUCGAAGGUGAGAUAUACAAUUGGUUUAAUAACAUUAAGCACAUAAGUAGACUUACAGAUUAAUGUAGACUACGUUGUCCAAAUCUUUUAACAAAGCGAUUGUACGACAGAAACUUUAAUGACGCAAGAGGUGAAUUUUUUCAUUGUUUUGUUUGCGGGAGCAGAUGUGAUGUAAACUAUUUCUCAGUGUACAACAAAAUAAAUAUAGAGAUCUAUAGAUUGAUGUAUAAUCUAAAGAAAUACAAUCUUUUAAAAGGUGUCUCACUGCUUUAAAAAAGACCAACCAGUGUGUUUAUGUAACAGACGGUGAACGCAUUCCGUCCUUGAACGUGUAGUUGAAGCUCGGCAUACCUGUGACACUCAGCCGUGACACUCGGCUGUGAAAUGUAUCUCUACCUGUUCUGACAAAACAAAAGCAAAAGACAUGACCGUCUUACAACAAAGAGAUUCAAAAUGGUUAACUUCACUUCAAGGUGGUUUGAAACAUAAACCUUUUUAACGGACACAUCUCAUCAAACAUAAGAUCAUCAGCCGUAUCUCAUGUUCAGACUUCCUGUCUGACUGAGUCGCUGCGAUGUGGAGAAUAUUCAAACUGAGCAUCCUGUUGCUGGGCCUGACUCUGGUCCUGUUCGCCCCGGCCUGCGGAGCCUCUUCUCUGGGGCUGAUGGUCCACGUUGUGCCCCUGGACAGCAAUGGAGGGAAUACGGUUCGGGCUCAUUUCACCGCCAUCACUCCGAGUCCCUGUCCGUCUCUGUCUGGACUGUGUUCUGCAGGGGAGGACUGUCUGGUCCACACAACAUCGUUACCUUUCACCGGCACCAAACCCAGCCCCGGCUGGUGUGUCUGCCGGUGGCAGAAAACUGUCCCCAGUAAAUACAAAGCCACCAUAAAUUUAGGGUCCAACACAGAAAUGUAUGUAUCGAUGAACGCAGGACCGAAGGUUCGAGCAAACAGCGGGAGACUCAACCAACCUGCUUAUGUUGGUCUCCCUCCUCCACUGAGGGUCCGAGCGAACUGCCCUCACCACUUCCAAUUAUCGGUGAAAGACCUGGAUGGUGACAGGGUGACGUGUCGCUUUGCCCGGCCCGACGAGGAAGAGUGUCUCAACUGCACUCAGCACUCCUUCAUAGAGCUGAAUGAGGACAAAUGCAUGUUGUUGUUCACUGGAAACGCACCAGUUGGACAGUAUUUCAUCUACCUGAUGGCGGAGGACCACAUUCCUGUGCCCAAAACAAGCCGCCUCCAAGACAAUAAACCCCUCAGCUCUGUCCCUGUGCACCUCUCUCUCACUGUGGAGGAGUCGGCUUACAGCUGCACUGAUGAAACUGUGGCAACAGGUGACACCCCCAAAGAGGACACCACGCUGUUUGUCCUGCCGUACCAGGAGGUGCAAUUCAACACUGACUUCUCGUCACAGCGGGAGAGUGUUUCAGAGGUGGCGGUGGUCGGUCCCCCUGAACUCUACAGGGUUGGUUUCAAAUCGAUCAGCUCCCUGUCAGCCAUGACGAUGGCCUGGAUCCGCUCCCAAAACAAACUGCCCCGGCUUUUGCCCAUCUGCUUUGCUGCGAAUACCAAAAGUUUGCAGUCAGAGCCCCGAUGCGUGUGGCUGUACCAAAGGGAGAUGAGGAUGCUACCCGAUGGAACAGUGCUGACGUGUGAGAAGACGGCGAUGACUCUGGUGCUGCCUGUCGCCUCCCUGAGGGACAUCGACCUGGACGAGCUGCAGCUCAACAGCCCCACCUGUCCCAUCACCCACAACAGCACACACCUGACUGCAACUAUCUCCUUGACUGGCUGCGGCACCAAGACUGUGCACUCUGGUUCAGAGCUGGUUUUCACCAACACCUUGCAAAGUGUGCGUCCCUACACUAUGGUCAGCAGCGAGCCCUCCCUCGUCCUCCCUCUGGCCUGCCGAAUCCCCGGAGUCCAGGCCAAGGGGUCGCAGUACAAGAUAGGCAUACCCACAGAGAGGGAGACCUUCGGUGAGGUCAUGAUUUGGUUAGAACUUCACUUACCAGGAGAGGGGCCCCUGGCAGAAUUCACACGCAUCCCCAAGUUUCGCGCCCUCCGGAUGGCGCCGGGGCGAGUGCGUCGAGAAGCAGAAUCACCAUCAGAGAGCAACAGCAGCUCCCGUUAUAACAGCACCGCUAGCAACAGAACCUCCACUUAUGACAGCAAGGCCAUCGGGUCCAGGAUCUCCAAGGUGGACCUCCUCGUGUUGUCCAACUGCAGCAUCGCUCGAGCCGAGAUGAUGGUGGGCAAUUGCAUGGAGUCUGAGACGGAGGACUUUGCAGUGUCCUACCCCAUUAUGGAGCAAGGGUGUGCGUCUUCCGAAAGCACAUUAGAGGUUGUUACAACACGAAACAAUUCCAAGGUUUACCGCCUUGAUUUGAGCACUGUGAAGACCAAAGGAUCGUCGAUGUUCGUCCAGUGCACAGUCAAUCUUUGCAUCACCACCUUACCAUCUCAGAAGUGCCCUAGUCUGUGUACCCCUUCCUUUGAUUCCAGAAUACUGGUUGACAGUUUGUUUACCAGCUCCUACACCAUUAGAUCAGGCCGCGUUAGCCUUAUGGUCACCACUCCUGCACCGACCACGGCAGCCGUCAUCACCGCUCCGACGACCACUACUGCACCGACCGCUACUGCACCGACCACUACUGCACCGACCGCUACUGCACCGACCGCUACUGCACCGACCGCUACUGCACCGACCACUACUGCACCGACCGCUACUGCACCGACCGCUACUGCACCGGCUGAUGCUACACUGAUUACUGCUGUGGUUACAACUACUAACACAUCAGUCAGUCAUGCUCCAGAACAGGCCUCGUCCAUGGCAGCAGGAGUGAUUAUAACAACUAUCGGUGUAUUUCUUCAAAACAUCCUCCUUUACUGAGCAUGCUGCUGGGUGAUGAUCUGUGUAUGUUAAGUUUUUCCAGAGACAUAAAUAAAGCAGAGAGCACACUACAUUACUGUCAAAAAAACUCCCCAAAAAAACAUAAAAUAAUUGCUGCACUGUUCACAUUUACGGCUGAGCUAAAUGGCCAGAAUCCUAAUGAUUUUGUAUCUCAAUAAUGACAUAAGUCCUGAUAAUGCAUGUUUUCAAGUAAUUUAAUAAAGCCUAUGUGAAAUAACAUCAUGGUAUAACCUAUUUUUGUUUACUCCUCUGUCAAUGAAAUACUUAAGUACUGAGUAUUUUGUCAUUAAAUGAAGAACUUCAGUGCAAAAGUGAAAUUAUAGAGGAAAAACUAUAUGUAUCUAUAUUUCCAGCAUGUAAACAAUACACCGACUCUGUUUACAUGUGUGCACACAAAAACAGAGUCAUCAGAUGAAGACAGCAGUUUGAUUUAACUACACUGGGGUAUUUGCAUAAACAAAAUUAUUCUGAGAAAUUGUGAGUUAAUGUGCUAUUCAUCAGUAAAUCUCAAUAUGUGAUUUCAUCGAGAUAUGAAUCCAUUGAAAGCAAAUAAAUGAUCAUAUUGAAUUAUCGCCCAGCUCACAUUGAAUGAUCUGUAUUAUUGUAUCAUCUCACCAGUAGUAGUAGGAUGCUAAAGGAUGCGACAGACAAGGUAGUCACACAUUUAAGACCUGGAGGUCCUGAUGGUCUCCAGGACUUAAACGUGUCGACCUGGAGGUCCUGAUGGUCUCCAGGACGUAAACGUGUCGACCUGGAGGUCCUGAUGGUCUCCAGGACGUAAACGUGUCUACCUGGAGGUCCUGAUGGUCUCCAGGACGUAAACGUGUCGACCUGGAGGUCCUGAUGGUCUCCAGGACGUAAAUGUGUGACUAUACCUUGUCUGUCGCGUCCUUUAGCAUCCUACCACUACUGGUGAGCUGAGAUACAAUAAUAAGCUGACCUUGUAAUUGUAACAUCGUUGGUUCGAGUAUGUGAACUUUGUUUUAUGUCAUUCUUCUCUUUCCCAUCACUUCCUGUCUGCAGUCUACUGUUUAAGCAAAUAAAUGUAAAAAUAUAUAUUUUUAAAAAGAAUUUAUAAGAGCAUGAGACUUAGUUAAAAUGUCCUAUUUUGCGUCCUUUACUGUCUAGAUGCUGGAUGUAUUAGAGUUCAUUGCACAUGCAGUAUUUUGUUAUUAGAAGAGAAUAAAAUAAAAACAGCUAAUCAGACUACGUAUUGUUGGAUGUCACAAGCUUUUGAGCAGGGAAUAACAAAUACACUGCUUUCCUGCUGCUCGCUGUUGUCAAAAUGUUUACCUGUUACAAACAUUGUGGAUAAAAUGUUGGAGUAUUUGAAAAACAUUUUAGAUUAUUCAAAUAUUCAUUCAGACACUUUGACCCUCUAAACCUGUCUCAGACCUAAGGAACCUGUAUGAGACGGUAACAGUGCUGGUGGUUGUGUGACGUGCAUCCCUCUGCACAUUAAAUGUAAAAGUAUUUUUCUAUAAUAAAAUGUUAAUGUGACAUAAUAUAUAUAUAUAUUAAUAUAUUGAACACUUGCAAACCUUUAUGUGUUGUUGAUUUGUUCGGUUACAAAGCUGUAAAUGCUGGUGGUCAGUUAGACAUCUAUUUCAAGAUUUUAAGAAAUGUUGCAUCACAAAGAAGGAGCUGGUUAGAACAUAGCAAAAAGAAUUACAGUGUUAAACGAGGAAAGGGUACGUAAGCCACUUUUUAUACAUUAUAAUACAUUAUCAUUAUUUUUUAUUUACUUGGGCAUUGACAACAUGACAUAAUGAUAAUGCUACAACUACUAAUAAUGAUAAUAAUGUUAAUCAGAGAGCACUUUUCAAAAACCAAGCUACAAAAAGCUUCACAUAAGUAAGACAAGCAACAAAAUUAAAAGGUAUAUUGAACAACUUACAGUCAAUGAUAAAAUCAAACAAUCCAUCAAAAGAAAAUUACAAUACGUCUUAUUGAUAGAAAUAUAAAACAAAUGAAAAACAAGUGUAUAUUAUGUCAAGAUAAAUGUAUAAAUUAAAACAUGAUGAAAAAUUUUGACAUAUGUUCUGGUAGUUUGACUUCUAACGUCUGAAUUGUGUACUUUGCCCUUCACAGACAAAAUCAAUAGACGGAAAGUUGAAAUACUUUUUGCUUAUAAUUUUGCUGAAAGCUCAGAGAAGCUAAUAAGGGAGUAGUUCAAUUUACUACACACACAUUUUGUAAAAAAAAUGAUUUAAGUUGGUAAACUGCAUUGGCAGAGCUACAGGUACAGUAUACAGAAGCAGUUUUAUGCAAUUCAGAGAAAAGUUCCUGUUGCAUGUGUGCAAAGUGAGAUUAUGCACCAUCAACUGCUAAAAAAGUAAAAGUGAAGCGAGUCUAUUUAUGGUCCCGAACAACGUUUA
This is a messenger RNA of Anarrhichthys ocellatus (wolf-eel), 5568 nucleotides long. RefSeq names its product mucin-5AC-like. Bases 848 to 3169 code for a protein of 773 amino acids. The record is from RefSeq and is a predicted model, not a curated record. The transcript has 15 exons. NCBI's taxonomy places the organism in Eukaryota, Metazoa, Chordata, Actinopteri, Perciformes, Anarhichadidae.